AUGGCGACUACCUUCAAGAACAUGCUGCACCCCAUGCAACACCACCGGGAUAAGAAGGAGGCCUCUUCAACGUCGCAAUCCGGCCCGCUACACGACCGCACCGAUUCCGCCAUGGACAGGCCGCGCGAGGAAGAGAAGCAGCAGCUGGCGCAAUGGGAGGCGCAAAAGCACACACUCAGCCCUGACGAGAUUGACAUUGAUCCGGAGAAGAAGCCCGUCGGCCACUCCUCCAAGGUCCUGCGCCAGGAAGACUUUGAGCUGAUCAAGACGCUGGGCACGGGUACAUUUGCGCGCGUGUGGCUGGUGCGAUUGAAGGACGCAAAGGCGGGCGACGAGAACAAAGUCUUUGCACUGAAGAUCCUGCGCAAAGUCGAUGUCAUCCGCCUCAAGCAGGUCGAGCACGUCCGGAACGAGCGCAAUGUCCUUGCCAAAGUUGCUGGCCACCCUUUCAUAACCACCAUGGUCGCCAGCUUCCAAUCGCUGGAUUCCCUCUAUAUGGUGCUGGACUACUGCCCCGGUGGCGAAGUCUUCAGCUACUUACGGAGAGCACGGCGCUUCAACGAGCCCACCUCACAGUUCUAUGCUGCCGAAAUUGUCCUUAUACUAGAGUUUCUCCACGAGAGAGAGGGUGUUGCAUACCGCGACCUGAAGCCCGAAAACAUACUCAUAGACGCCGAGGGCCACCUGAAGUUGGUGGAUUUUGGGUUUGCUAAGAAGGUAGAGAAUAGAGAGACCUACACGCUCUGCGGUACACCCGAGUAUCUGGCACCCGAGGUCAUUCGGAACACAGGCCACGGUACGGCGGUCGAUUGGUGGGCAUUUGGUAUCCUUGUUUACGAGUUCCUCGUGGGACAACCGCCAUUCUGGGACCAAAACCCAAUGAAAAUUUACGAGCAAAUCGUAGAAGGACGUGUGCGCUUCCCUUCUGCCAUGUCCCCCACUGCACGCGACCUCAUCUCUGGCCUCUGCACAGUCGACACAUCCAAGCGACUGGGUAAUGUUGCAGGCGGCGCUCAACGCGUAAAACAACACGAGUGGUUUAAAAACAUUGACUGGCAAAAACUGUACAACCGUGAAGUUCAAGGACCUAUUGUACCUCACCUGAGGGGACCCGCCGAUACACGCAACUUUGAUGAAUACGAACCCGAGUCGGAGAAGAGAGAUCCAUAUACCAAGGAAAUGAGCGAUAAGUGGGAGGAGAGCUUCAAAGACUUUUAG
Molecule: messenger RNA, 1218 nt
Organism: Alternaria atra
Lineage: Eukaryota; Fungi; Ascomycota; Dothideomycetes; Pleosporales; Pleosporaceae
Exons: 5
Coding region: 1-1218 (405 amino acids)
Biological process (GO): peptidyl-serine phosphorylation
Cellular component (GO): cAMP-dependent protein kinase complex; nucleus
Molecular function (GO): cAMP-dependent protein kinase activity; ATP binding
Source: RefSeq, a predicted model, not a curated record